GCCUCGACCACUAUCCUUCACCUCCGUCACUAUCUGCUCAUACAUGUGCUCUUAUGCAGGUCCUUCGACGUUAUGUGGCCUGGCAUUGCCUCCUCAUCCAGGGAAUCCAGCAUGGCGAUUGCUGUGUCAUUCAGGAUAUGACCGAUUUCAAGGCUGACCGUCUCGUUGGACUGCGGCGCACGUCUUCGUGCCAGCAUCGUAAUUGAGCAUGGCGUCACGCUAGCCAGAUACACGAGUUCAGCUUGCCUCAACCUCCCUUUUCCGCCGAGCAUCGUGGCGCGGCUCGGUACUUAAGCCUCCUCCCGAGCCCUGGCAAGGUUCGAGGCAUCUGGAACUCUCUUCCUUGAAACUCUCUUCUCUUUGCUAUCUCAGGGCGCCCGCAGGACGGCUCUCGACGUCGAGCGAGAUGCUCAGCGCGCUUUACCGCAUGCUGCAGGCCAGCCCUGCUCCCGAUCCCGGACAAGACCGCGCGUCGGCGGACAGUGCCAGAGAAGACACGAAUGGCGAGGCGCGUGCGGCGACCAGUGCAGAUGAUUCUGGUCUCGGGCUGGAGACGAUGCGUCUAGAGCGAAGACCGUCCGUCGAUGCUAGCGCAGUGAUGGACGCUAGGCGACGCGCCCCUUCCCAUGUUUCGUGGAAGACACCCAACGUGAAUCCGAGUCCCAGUCCCAUCUCUGACUCCGUAUGGAGUUCGCAGUAUGAGAGUCAUUCUGCGUCAGCACCAUCAUUACUGCUGCUGAAUCCCGGGUCAGCGACAAAGGCAGCGUCGAUUCAUCGACACAGUUCGCAGUCCUUGCGCACCCCGUCCAUCACAGCCUCAGAAGACUUGUCGAGGCGGAACAGCCCGGAAAAGAGGGAGAACGUCGAACUCUAUCCUCCGAGGCAUCUCCCAGUGAUUGAUCCACGUGUGCGGUUCCCCAGCGGAAGGAGGCCGUCGACGGACUCAGUGCCCCCUACGCCGGAAUCCACCAGGGUGCAUGACGGACACCUCGCUGCAUAUCCAGGAGCGUUCAUCAAUCGGCCCCUCAAUCGUACUACCAGCCAAACGUCGACAAGCACGACCGCCUCUGUGCCCGCUAUCCCGCCUCUGGACCUCCGGCCCGACUUCCAAAAGACUAUCGGUCCGCCCAUUCGCAAGUCGCGUCUCCCGCCGCCGACGCUGCCCACCGUCGUAGGCAGUCCUCAUCCGGGAAAGUACUCCGUCAUAUACGAGGACGGCUCCUCUGCGCGAACCUCGCGAAGCUUCGUCACCGCACCCUCCGUGCAUUCUGUUCGCGACGUGUCCACGCCCGAGCCUGGUGGCGACGCACAGCAUGCAGAGGAACGCCCAGUGCACGCACGGGAUUAUGCUAUUUCCACCACGUCGAGCGUCGACGUCACGCCUGCAGUGCGGACGAGCGGCCUCCCAGAGGGGCUGUACGACAUUGACCUGGGCGAGCCCUCGCACGCCGGAACCAGUACACACGCCGGGAGCACCAGCACGAGUCCGCGGCUCACACAGCCUCUCCUGCCCGCACCUCCCAGCGCCAUCCCGCGCCGCCCGCGCUCCAUCUCCUCGGGUGGCUCUCGCUCUGAGAGCUACAUCUACAACCGCUGGCUCAGGGGCGUCUCCUUCGGGAGUGGCAACUACGAGUUCCACACCCCCCGUGCGUUCUCGCGCAGCCAGAGCCGAUCGUACCUCGCAGGGCGGGCGGGGAUGACGAGCGCAAGCAUCCUUUUCUGGCUGGGCUUCAUCGGACCGUGGUGUUGGCUCAUCGGCGGGUGGAUGCUCACCACGGAAGGCGAACUCGAGCCCGAGUUCAAGCGUGAGAUGGACAUCAAGCACGGUGCAGACGCGAUCCUACCCCAGUGGUUCAGGCAUGGCAAGAAGCGUGCGAGGGUGGAGACUUCCUCGUGGCGAUUGACUGGCUCGCGGGCGUCGAGUUCGCGGAGGCGAUACCCGAGCGGGAGGCUGCUGAGGUGGGAUCGGGCGCGGCGACAACAGGCGCUGGAAGGGUACGACGACCGAGGAGAAACUGUGAGUAAGGCCUCUCUCUAGGUUUAUAAAGCGCUGGCAGGCCUCUCUCUAGGUGUAGAACGCGCUGGCAGGCCUCUUUCUAGGUGUACAAAGCGCUGGCGGGCCUCUUUCUAUGUAUACAGGGUACUCGCAGCGCUCUGCCUAUAGGAGAAGGCUCG
Messenger RNA from Rhodofomes roseus, 2175 nucleotides. RefSeq lists its product as uncharacterized. The transcript has 2 exons. The record is from RefSeq and is a predicted model, not a curated record. The coding region runs from base 407 to 2038 and encodes 543 amino acids. Lineage: Eukaryota; Fungi; Basidiomycota; Agaricomycetes; Polyporales; Fomitopsidaceae.